Messenger RNA from Paraglomus occultum, 1302 nucleotides. NCBI's taxonomy places the organism in Eukaryota, Fungi, Glomeromycota, Glomeromycetes, Paraglomerales, Paraglomeraceae. The record is from the annotation of a GenBank genome assembly.
AUGUCGACGACAUUUUCUCCUCCCAAUAUGUAUACAUCCAUGUCUCCGUCUGGCUCGACGACUGUCUAUCAACCACCCCUACCACAAGAACAACCGUCACUAUCACAAGCACAACCGUCACUAUCACAAGAACAACAGCCAUACGUAUUUUACACGUUUCCGAAACCAUAUUCGGGCACUGACGCCAUAUACGUCGAGGCAAAUUCUUUUCACGGAUACGUGCCUGCAACCGUACCAAAUAAUGUAAAUGGAAUGCAUUGCAAAAAUAAGGCCAUUUUGAAACGACCCAAAACUUCUCAGCAAAUAUGCAAAGAAUGUUUCUAUCAUGUGUUUGAGACUGAAAUUCAUCAUACCAUUAUAGACAAUAAAUUGUUUAAGCCUGGGGAUAGAAUCGCUAUUGCUGCGUCGGGCGGAAAAGAUUCGACCGUGUUAGCAUACGUAAUAAAGCUAUUGAAUAAUAGAUACAACUAUGGAUUGAAUCUGUUUCUGUUGUCUGUUGACGAGGGGAUAACUGGUUAUCGAGACGAUUCGUUAGAGACGGUCAAGCGGAAUCAGCAACAAUACGAUCUUCCGCUCGAAAUAGUGUCAUACCGUCAAUUGUAUGGAUGGUCCAUGGAUGAGAUUGUUAAAGAAGUUGGGCUAAAGAACAAUUGUACAUUUUGCGGGGUCUUUCGCCGUCAAGCACUUGACCGUGGAGCAAUGUUGCUUAACGUCGAUCACAUAAUUACUGGACACAAUGCAGACGAUAUCGCCGAAACGGUUCUCAUGAACAUCCUUCGCGGAGAUAUCGCGCGUCUUCAGAGGUGUACCGAGAUAGUGACAACCGGCGAUGAACGUAUAAAGAGAUCGAAACCGUUCAAGUAUACAUACGAGAAGGAAAUUGUCAUGUAUGCAUAUUUUAAAAAGUUGGACUACUUUUCGACGGAAUGUGUGUACUCGCCAAACGCCUACAGAGGAUAUGCACGAACGUUUCUAAAGGAUUUAGAAUCGAUAAGGCCGAGUACUAUAAUAGACAUUAUACAUUCUGGUGAAGCUUUUCAAAUCAAACAAGAUGUCAAACUCCCAGUUCAAGGCACGUGUAAACGUUGCGGAUACAUGUCAUCGAACGAACUAUGCAAGGCGUGCGUCUUGUUAGAGGGACUCAAUCGGGGACUUCCAAAGCUUGGUAUCGGGAAGACGAAUCGGAUGCGUAAACUUCACGGGGAUAUGCCUGAUAACACGAGUACAAUACAACAUCUAGACGCUCUAAAAAAUGAAGUUAACAACAAUAAUAAAUUAAAUGACUCUUUACAACCCCUGUAA